AUGGGAAUUGCGAAUUAUGAAUCUAUAAGAACACAUGUAAGCGUGGAACCGAAAUAUCUGUGGCCUGUGCCAGCACACUGGACUAUGGAAGAUGCAGCUACAGUUCCAUUGGCCUACUGUCUCGCUCUAUAUUGCUUGUGUAUGAAGGCAAAGCUAAAGCCGGGAAUAACAAUUUUGGUACAUGGAGGCGCUGGGGCUCUUGGCCAAGCAGUUAUAUCGAUUGCUUUGGCAUAUGGCUGCAAAGUUUUCACUACUGUUAGCGAUAUCAAGAAAAAGAGAUUCCUGCGAAGACUCUUCCCAGAGCUUAAAAAAAGUCACAUUGCAAAUUCACGUGAUAUAAGUUUCGGAGAUAUGGUGCUACACGCUACAAAGGGUGAAGGUUGUGAUUUAAUCAUAAGCUGUGUUAAAGGUGCCCUUAAAAAUAAUACGAUUCAGUGUUGCAAACCGUCAGGUACUGUAAUUGAUACAGCCUUAUUAUUGACUAAGGAAAAUUAUGACCUUGGCAUGAAACAUUUGGCAAAAGGAACGUCUUACUUUACCAUGAACUUAUUGUCAGUGUUGGGACAUGAAGAAGAAGAGGAUAUACAGAAGUUGCAAUUACUGCUCACCGAGGGUAUUGCCCGUGGAUACAUCCGGCCACUGUCUCGUGUGACAUAUUCCCCACAAGAUGUAACACGUGCAUACAGUCUUCAAGCUAGAAGCCGUCAUCGUGGACGUGUACUACUCGACUUACAAAAGAAUCUAUCUCAUGUUCAGACAAAAAUAGCUUGUUCUACUCAACUACGACAGUUGGUAAUAUCAGAGAACGAAUUGCUAGCAUUAAAAUUAGUAGACAGACUAGUGAACCGUGGGGCUAGAAAGAUAAUAUUAGUGUCUUCGACUGGAUCAUCAAAUUGUCUGUCCCAAAAAUUACGAACUUGGGCUAAGCAAGGAGUACAAGUACAAGUGAUUCCUGGAAAUAUGUUUAGUCUAAAUAGCAUUAUUCAUUUACCAGCUGAAGAUAAGUCGUUCGUAGGCAUUGAAGGAAUAUAUUACAUACUUUCAGCAAAUUCAAAAAGUGAGAAUAGUUACGAAAUAUUGGAGCAGAUCAAACUAAUAUCGCAAAGAUGCUCAAAUUUAAAAUAUUUUGCUAUUAUUAACGACACAAAAGAUGAUUUUGAAAGAACAGUCAUAUCUCAAGUUGAUAAUCAAUUAUUAACCUGGAUUAAGCUGCCUGCUUUGAAAAUGGUACAUAAGAUGAAUAAAAAUGAAUUUGAUGAAGCUAUUUCAGUAGUAAAUGCCAUUGAUGCCAUUGAAAAAGCAAUUUGUCUAAAGGAACGUACUAUACUUAUACAUUCCUUAAAAAAAUCUCAAGCUGUGUCCUUGGUACAUGAAUUAAGUUCAAAAGCAGGCAUAAAUAUAUCAGAUGAUAUAUCAGAAAGUACUGUUAUCGCAGAUUUGGAUAUUGAGCCUGCUAAGUUAGAAAUAUUUAGAUCUUAUUUGUAUAAUACGUGUCACAUAUUCUUAGACGAAAAUAGUUUAUCAGUCUUAUCUAUUAAAUCACUUCGUCAAUUGGAAGAUAAGAUUAUAGAAAAAGAGUAUAAAGAAACUAAAGGAUUCGACACGUUCUGGUCAAACAUAGAUAAUGAUGAGCUACUUGCCACAACUGAAAUGGUGUUCUUACCGACACUGAUAAACAGUUCAUCGAUGCGUGAAGAUGAAUUUGAUGUAAAUCAAACGUACUUGUGCGUGGUACCCGGAGUAGAAGGUCUUCAUUCACGUUUCAGAAUUCUGUGUGAGCGCCUCAAGUUGGGUGCUCUCGUGUUGCAGCCAGGCCUUGUUAGACCUAACGAAACCAUUCAAGAAAUGGCUGACAAAUUUGCAAAGACCCUUCUCAAAAAGGCACAGUUGAAGAAUAAAUUUUACUUACUGGGUUAUGAAAGUGGUGUAAUGGUGGCAUUGGAAAUGGCGGCAAUUUUGGAAGAUCAAGGUAUAACUGGCACUGUGUUCUGCAUUGGCGGUGCUCCUAAUGAAGUGCAAGCGGUAAUUGAAGAAAAGCUUGAAGACUACAAUACUGAGGAAGAAUUACAAAAUGCCGUUAUACGACAUAUGUUUAGUUUAUUUACUAAAGAAAAUACACAAGAGUUAGACAGGGCUCUACAAAAAAGCAUGACGUGGGUAGAAAAGGUGUCGCUAGCCGCACGCAUUUUAUAUGGACAAGUCAUGUAUUCAAAUGAAUAUACUAAAGAACUCAUAAAUGCGGCAUAUGCAAGAAUUGUACAAGCUCGUUGUUAUAAUGCUAAACCCCGUCAACUUCAGUCUCUUUUAAUAUCAAUCCGGCCUUCAUCAACCCGUAAUCGGCAUUAUAAUAAUAAUCUACAUUUUUUGCAAAACCAUUCGCUACGCAAGGUAGUCGAAUAUCAGUUAGAAUCUCCUUUCGCUUAUGCUGCCUAUGACUUACGUUGCAGUGCGAUAGUUAAUCAUCACCUUGAUGAAGACAUUCUGGAAGCUUUUGAUAAAAGAAAUUUGUGCGAAUCGUACAUUACUAAUGUUGACGCAAUAAUGUCAUCUGUAGUAGAU
This is a messenger RNA of Brenthis ino (lesser marbled fritillary), 2559 nucleotides long. The record is from the annotation of a GenBank genome assembly. Lineage: Eukaryota; Metazoa; Arthropoda; Insecta; Lepidoptera; Nymphalidae.